Molecule: messenger RNA, 5580 nt
Organism: Polyodon spathula (Mississippi paddlefish)
Lineage: Eukaryota; Metazoa; Chordata; Actinopteri; Acipenseriformes; Polyodontidae
Product: phosphatidylinositol 3,4,5-trisphosphate 3-phosphatase and dual-specificity protein phosphatase PTEN-like
Exons: 9
Coding region: 766-1983 (405 amino acids)
Biological process (GO): protein dephosphorylation; cell motility; negative regulation of cell population proliferation
Cellular component (GO): cell projection; nucleus; cytosol
Molecular function (GO): phosphatidylinositol-3,4-bisphosphate 3-phosphatase activity; phosphatidylinositol-3,4,5-trisphosphate 3-phosphatase activity; inositol-1,3,4,5-tetrakisphosphate 3-phosphatase activity
Source: RefSeq, a predicted model, not a curated record
AGGUUUUAUAUGAACGGCUCUGCGUCUGCUGUACGCGUUUUAUAUUAGUUUCAGACAUAUAUUGCCUAUUCCAUAUAAUAUCGGUUCACUGCGGUUAAAUAACCCGUAAAAAUAAACGCUGUGGAACUAUUGUACGUGGCGGCAGGAUAUGCGGUGUAAGCCCAGUUUGUCAUUUUUAUCUCGGAAGCCAUGAUGGAAGUUUGAGAGUUUAAAUGGAGUGAACGGAAAAAGGAAGGAAAAUCUUAGAGAAAUAAAACAAAGAUACUUUUAAAACAUAUAGAUUUUAAGGUGGGCGGUCAGCUCCCCCUGUAUCGAUUAGUAUUUUGACGAGGAGUAUUGUGAGCGCGGAGGGUUUUGUGGGGUUUUAAUAUAUAUGUGUGUAUGUGUGUCACAAUUUUUUGGUUUUGGAAGCGCUGGAGAGGUUUUUCUCUCCGCUUUUUUCGCCAUAAUCACGGCGGCGGCUGUAGAUUCAGAGACUUGGGCCGUUUUUAAAACGUUACGUUUCGGGAAUUGGACGAAUAUAAACCUUUUCGCUUGGGAGAUUGUGAGAGAAAUUGCGGGUUUGUGGAAGCCGGGCCUCUGGCGGAGCAGAGUAAGGCCCUUCUGUGUGAGCCAGCAACAGCCAUUCUAAUCCAGCUAGCGACGAAAGAGAGAUAGAGAAGGGGAGCCGCAAAAAAUCAGAGCAAAAGGGAGACGCAAGGACAUAAUCCUUUCCAAUCAAGGAGCCAACAGUACUUUAUCAAUAAAAUCACCCAACAGACUAUCAUGGCAAUGGCUGGGAUCAUCAAAGAAAUCGUUAGCAGAAACAAAAGGAGAUACCAGGAAGAUGGAUUCGACUUGGACUUGACUUAUAUUUAUCCUAACAUUAUUGCCAUGGGGUUUCCUGCCGAAAGACUUGAAGGUGUCUACAGAAACAACAUAGAUGACGUAGUACGGUUUCUGGAUUCAAAACAUAAAGAUCAUUACAAGAUAUAUAAUCUAUGUGCAGAAAGACAUUAUGAUGCUAACAAAUUUAACUGCAGAGUUGCACAGUACCCCUUUGAAGACCACAAUCCACCCCAGCUAGAGCUUAUUAAACCUUUUUGUGAAGAUCUUGACCAAUGGCUGAGUGAAGAUGACAAUCAUGUUGCAGCAAUUCACUGUAAAGCUGGAAAGGGACGAACGGGUGUAAUGAUAUGUGCUUAUUUGCUACACCGAGGCAAAUUCCUAAAAGCACAAGAAGCACUAGAUUUUUACGGUGAAGUGAGGACCAGAGACAAAAAGGGAGUGACAAUUCCCAGUCAGAGGCGUUAUGUAUAUUACUACAGCUUCCUGUUGAAAAACAAGUUGGACUACAAACCAGUGGCAUUGUUAUUUCACAAGAUGGUGUUUGAAACUGUACCCAUGUUCAGUGGCGGAACAUGCAAUCCUCUGUUUGUGGUUUAUCAGCUUAAAGUGAAGAUCCACACCUCAAAUCCAGCACACACAAGACGUGAAGAUAAGUACAUGGUUUUCGAGUUUCCACAGCCAUUACCAGUGUGUGGCGACAUCAAGGUGGAGUUUUUCAACAAACAGAACAAGAUGAUGAAAAAGGAUAAAAUGUUUCACUUCUGGGUCAACACAUUCUUCAUCCCUGGACCCGAACACAAUUCGGAGAAAGUAGAAAAUGGAAGCUUACUUGGAGUAAAAGAACUUGAUGGAAUUCAGAGUACAGAACGAGAAGACGACAAGGAGUAUCUCAUCCUCUCAUUGACGAAAAAUGAUCUAGACAAAGCAAAUAAAGACAAAGCCAACAGAUCCUUCUCUCCAAACUUCAAGGUGAAGUUGUAUUUUACAAAAACAGUGGAGGAGUCGUCAAAUUCAGAGGCCAGCACAUCAACUUCAGUAACACCGGACGUUAGUGACAAUGAACCUGAUCACUAUAGAUACUCGGACACCACUGACUCUGAUCCAGAAAAUGAACCUUUUGAUGAAGAUAGACAUACUCAGAUAACAAAAGUCUGAAAUAUUUUUAUGGAGGGGGGGGACUAAAAACCACAAGAGAAAAGGAAAAAAAACUUGAAUAUAAACUGAAAAGCAAGUACCUUUUUAAAAUGGCAAUAGGACAUUGUGUUGAGUAAAAUGCUAUCAAUUAUAGGAACAAUUCUUUUCCUGACCAAUUUUGUCUUGCCCCAUACAUCCACAAGGUUUUGACACUGUUAUCCAGUGGAAAAAGGCUGCGUAAUGUUAUGUAUAAAACUUUUUUGUCAAAAGAACAGUUGAAAAAGAAACUCAAAUCCGGAGAUAAGACGGCACUUUCCCAUUUAAUUCCAAUUUUAUUAGGUGGAGACAGUUCUGGUGUGUACAUAAGAUCUUUCCUUUUGUGUUCCGUCACCAACUGUAGGUGCUAAAAUGCUAACAAGGGUUCAUAUCCUAACCCACUUCAUUCCCACACAACACAAACGACAAUGUUACGGUUGGCUAGAAGAAUUGCUGAAAAGGUUUGCUGCAUUUAAUAGAAGCAAUUUGUGUAAGGGAUGGCAAGAGCACAUUUAGAAAGUGUGGGGAGGAGGGUUUGGGAAUGGUCUUUGCUGGUUUAUGCACCACCUCAAGCUGCAGAAAUGCACCUUUCUAGCUUGUGACGGUAGUGAAUCCUUGGAUGAUUAUGGAAUCAGCUGCUGCUUUUUGUUUUGUGCUUUUUUUUUCUUUUUUUCCAAAAAGCAUAAGGGUGCUAGAAAAGGCAGCUAGACGGAGCGAUUCUUUUUAAAUGGAGGGGUGGAGGAGGGGGGGAAUAAAAAUUUAAGAAAUGCUGCUCCAUCUACAGUGUAAAACCAAGGCCAGUGCUUUUGUCAGUCAUGGUUUUAUAUUCUUUUUCCGCCCAGUUUUACCUACUGUGAAUGCUUAAUGUGCUCUUUGCAGGCUGUUUUUCAUAAUGUGUAAUUAUGCAGUAGAAACUGCAUGUUGAAAUUCUAGUCUAGCAGUUUUUUUUUUUUUUUUUUUUUUUUUUUUGGCUUUAUGGCAUCUAAACAUUUUCCAUUCCUUCUACCACUGUGUAUUCUGUUAAGUAUGCAGGAAAACAGUAUCCCAUGUAAUUGUCAAUGUGUUAUUUUUUUAAUAAUAAAAUGAUACACAAAACAGCAGGGAAACCCAGUGUUGCAAUAAUGUUAACACUAUUAAUUUGAAAAGGCUAAUUGUAUGUUAUUGGCAUUAGUGUCCAUGUCCUUUUUUCUAUUUAAUAUACAUUGUUCUAAAUAGAUUUCUAAUCUGUCAUUUGAACUGUAUUAAGCCAGAAGUUCAUUCAAAAAUACCGUUAACAAGUUCCAUGGUGUCUGGCAGAUAUGGUAGAGUAGGACAGUCAAAUCCUAAUAGGAUUGCACUAUGUAAUAAGGGAGUUUCACUGUUCUCCUUGGUUAAUAAUAAACUGAGGAUGUGCUCAAUGUUCAGUGUUCAUCUUAUGAAAAUUAACCUUAUUGGGGUUUACAGUAUCAAUAGGUAACUACUUCAGGCAAAGGGCAAAUUAACCUUGGAUCUGAUUUAGCUACUCUGGGAUUUCAGAUGUUUGGCUCCCAGUCAACUGUUUGUAGCCUUAUUGUGUAAGGUCUAACUAGAACUAGAUCAUUUUGUAUAUCAAACAAUGGUGCUUACAAACUGCCAAACACCAAAUGUUAAAUAGCUAAUAAACAGGAGCCAAGAAUCUCUGCCCAACAUACAACGCAAGUAGCAUUAGUGACACACGCGUGUGUGAGAGGGAGAAAGAUGUCACUAGAAGUACAAUGUGCUCCUUGCUUGUAAUUGUACAAUCCAAAAAGUAGGUGUCUGUGACAAUGAAUAGGUUUUAACUUGUUCUCAGUCAGUUUGGAGUGGGGUAGUACAAGUGUAGGUUUCAGGAAGUCUCUUGCUUUAUACAUGCCCUUUUAUGAUCAUUUCAUACAUAUAUAUAAUAUAUAUACACACACACACACACUAGAACCGAAAUCAGGAUGUCUCGCCUAUUAGUAUGCAGGACAGACCAAAAACACUUUCUUGGGCAGCAAUAUUUGGCGAGUGGUACAGGCUGCCUUUUGCACUACUAAAUGUGACUGCUGUGUUGAACUGUCCCUGCUUUAUACAACUCUACGUGCUCUUCCCUGGGUAUUUAUGAGUGAGGAGUGUAUUUAUUUAGAUAAGAGCAAAUAUAAUUGACUCGAGCCAACCCUUUAAUAUUUAACAUUUAAGAUUUUUUUUUAUUGUGUACAUCUUCCAACACAACCUGCCAAAAUGCCAAUGUGCAUAUUCAUAAUUUUUGUUUGUUUUUGUACUGUAAUUGUUCAGCCCCCCCCCCUUUUUUUUCCCCUUACAAACUAGAGAAAUCAUGGAAUGUUUUUUGGGAUGGCCUACUGGACAUUUCCCUUGCCUUUUACAUGUUGAUGGUGCUUUACACUUCUACUGCUUUGGAACUGAUCUACCUUUCUGCACAAGCAUGACCGAAAUAAUGUUUUGGAUGCUAUUGACUGGGUUAAGGUCACUACAUAUUCUUAAAAGCUUUUGCACUGUGCCAGGUUUUGAGGAUCUCAGUCAGGGGUCCAUAAGUGAGAAUGUCACUUAAAAUUGUCCAACAGGCCUUGUCACAUGGUGGAACAAAAUGGAAUUGGUGCAUCACCCCUCCCCCCUCUCCUCCAUCCACUGUUUUUAUAUAGUCUUGGUGAACAUUACUCAACCCCCCCCCCCCCACACACAGAACCAAAUGCCUUUUUCUUUGACUGUUUUUCUUUUUAUUUACUCAGCAGUAUUCAUGGUAUUCUGGUAAAUGCAUUCUGUAGGUAUUCUUUCUCUUCACAUCAGUUUCUGGACUGUACUCUUAAUACUUUUGGAUCUUCAGCAGCUUAAAUAUAUGAAACUGUUCAAUGGCAUCACUGUUAAGGAGCUUACUGCUGGGUCCCAGGCCAUCCCUAAUCAUCUGUAGCCCCACUUCAGAAAGAUUUGCCGCAGUACCUUAAGAGAAGAAAACAGAAAAUAAAACUCUUAACAGCCUUAGAGGCCAUUAACUGUGGCACAGGUUAUAAAACUCGAGUGGAGUUCACAGGCAGCAUCACAAUUAAGUUUCAGCUUUAAAAUAUUCAUCAAGGUGCCAGUGUUCACGUUUUCAUGUCACUAGUUUCCAGCAGAUUUGUGCAAUAUGUUUUAACAAUGCCUGUGGUUGCCACAAAGUGCCUCUUGUUUACUGUUAAAAAAUACUGUUAAAAUACUGUUAUGCAUGCAGAUGGACAGGGUGGAACUGCACUAAAUUAAAGGGGCUUUAACUGCAGUGUUGGGCAGAGCUGCCUGCUGCUCUGCCCAUUCAAUUUUGGGUUUCUUUUCAUGUAGAGUAUGUAUACUCAAUAUAUUUUCAGUCUGUUAUAAUAAUAAUAAUAAAAAAAAAAAGCCUUAUUCCAUUUCAGCCUGUUCUGAAUACUAUUGUGCUGUGCAACAGUCGCUCUGUGUAAUGCUAUGCACUGAGAAUACACAACCAACAAACAGAUGUAUAAAAUUGUGUAAUGAUGCUCAUACAAGUCGGAUGUCCAUUUGUUAUUGUAUGUGUUUAACUACCCUUUAUCUUAGUGUUAUAAACUCCACUUAAAACCAAUUAAAGUCUCAUUCUUGUCA